AUGCGCCUUCCGUCCAUUUCCUCGCUUCUUUGCUUCGCGGGCUUACUUGCAUUACCCACCAAUGCUUAUGAGGAUCCAAAUAUUAAAAGCAUUCCUCUCCGCACCCACAGCCUCUCUCCGCCAUACCUCGAUUCGGAUUUCCAAAGCCGCUGGUUCGACUUCGGAGGAGAUACAGUAGUCCGCGCUGACAAAUAUAUCCGCCUCACGGCAGACCGGCCAUCGCAGCAAGGAUGGAUCGCCUCCCGCGUACCUUUGACCGCGACCAAUUGGCAGAUUGAGCUUGAGUUCGAGAUCCACGGCAAUGGCAACCUGCACGGUGAUGGAUUUGCGCUCUGGCUCACUAAGGAGCGCGCCACACAGGGCCCUGUCUUCGGUUCGACAGACAAGUUCGAGGGUCUCGGUAUCUUCUUCGACACCUAUAAGAACAACCGCCCUGGCGUGUCAUUCCCUUAUGUCAUGGCCAUGAUGGGUGAUGGGAAAACCACGUACGACCAGGCGCAUGACGGCAAGGCCAACGAGCUGGCCGGUUGCUCUGCUCGUGGUCUUCGCAGUGCCCCCAUUCCUACCAAAGCCCGUCUCACGUAUUUCCAGGACAAGUCCCUUACACUGGAGCUGCAGUAUAAGACGGAGGAUUCAUGGACCGAAUGCUUCAAGCUCGACGCCGAGAAUUCUAACAUCGCUAUCCCCUCCGUCGCAUACUUGGGUCUCUCCGCUGAGACCGGUGAGCUUAGCGACAACCACGACAUCAUCUCCCUCAAGGCUGAGAACUUGUACUCUCUCAACCGCAAUGCCAACAAGGGCCCCUCGGCCAACCAGGGAAAGAGCCGUCCUAGCUCUCCUGCCCAGGCUCCCAAGGAGCCCAAGCAGAAGGGUAGCUGGACUUGGUUCCUUUUCAAGACUAUAUUGUUCUUUGGUGUGAUUGUCGGAGCAUACUUCGGCUGGACAAUCUACCGGACCAAGGCCCGGUCAUCGCGUUUCUAA
Messenger RNA from Penicillium bovifimosum, 981 nucleotides. RefSeq names its product legume-like lectin family protein. Bases 1 to 981 code for a protein of 326 amino acids. Lineage: Eukaryota; Fungi; Ascomycota; Eurotiomycetes; Eurotiales; Aspergillaceae. Gene Ontology annotation, cellular component: Golgi membrane; COPII-coated ER to Golgi transport vesicle; endoplasmic reticulum-Golgi intermediate compartment. The record is from RefSeq and is a predicted model, not a curated record. The transcript has 6 exons. Gene Ontology annotation, molecular function: D-mannose binding. Gene Ontology annotation, biological process: endoplasmic reticulum organization; Golgi organization; endoplasmic reticulum to Golgi vesicle-mediated transport.